Messenger RNA from Cyprinodon variegatus (sheepshead minnow), 1974 nucleotides. RefSeq names its product MYC associated factor X (gene max). Gene Ontology annotation, molecular function: protein dimerization activity; DNA-binding transcription factor activity. Gene Ontology annotation, cellular component: RNA polymerase II transcription regulator complex. The record is from RefSeq and is a predicted model, not a curated record. NCBI's taxonomy places the organism in Eukaryota, Metazoa, Chordata, Actinopteri, Cyprinodontiformes, Cyprinodontidae. Gene Ontology annotation, biological process: positive regulation of transcription by RNA polymerase II. The transcript is spliced from 6 exons. The coding region runs from base 136 to 678 and encodes 180 amino acids.
UGUAGAGUAGUCACGUGGAGACGGCUCUGUCCAAACAGAAGGUGAGCUGCUGCUAGCUGCUCCGCGCGGUGUUAAACUGAUCCAUGCUGUUUUUGUAGCCACCCGUCUAUUUAACCCAGACUACUCAAGCGAAGAAUGAGCGAUAACGAUGACAUCGAAGUCGAUAGUGACGAAGAAUCACCGAGAUAUCACUCUGUGGCAGACAAACGGGCACACCAUAAUGCACUGGAGCGAAAACGUAGGGACCACAUCAAAGACAGCUUUCACAGCCUACGGGACUCAGUACCCUCCCUGCAGGGAGAAAAGAGCUGGAGGUCUUCAGAUCAAGAUCUUCUUAAUGACCGAAAACAUCAGUCUACCAAACAGGCGUCUCGAGCUCAAAUCCUAGACAAAGCCACAGAGUACAUCCAGUACAUGAGGCGAAAAAACCACACGCACCAGCAGGACAUCGACGACCUGAAGAGGCAGAACGCUCUGCUGGAGCAGCAAGUCCGUGCUCUGGAGAAGGUAAAAGGCUCCACGCAGCUCCAGACCAGCUACUCCUCACCUGACAGCAGCCUUUACACAAACCCAAAAGGCAGCGCCGUGUCGGCAUUCGACGGCGGCUCCGACUCCAGCUCCGAGUCGGAGGUGGAGGAGCCGCCCACCAGGAAGAAGCUGCGAGUAGAAGCCAGCUAGAGUCAAUAAGCUGAAAACUGGCUAAGGACGGGGUGGCGGGGCACAGGGGACGGGUGAGAGGAAUUAAAGCCUUCGCAGCUCUCCGAUAAGCCCCUCUCCCUCUUUGUGCAUCAACUCACCCCCCUCAGCUCCCCUCGUCGCUCUCUCUCCUCCAUCUCUUGUCGGGCUGGUGCUUGAGAAUCUCCCACCGCCAUCGUUUGUCCUUCCAGCAGUGAAGGAGCAAGAGGACGACUACUUCAGACCAUCUAGAGAGCUUCAGGUUUCCCAAACUUUACCCAUCCAUGUUUCUUAGUUUUUUCUCCUAUCAUGGGUUCCCCAUCCCGACCUUUUUCUCAGCAACAACAAUCCAAAACUCAAAAAAAAAGGCAGCUUGGCAACUCAAGGACUUGAUGCUUUUUGUACCUGACAGAAAGCCCCUCCCCUUCUCUUCAAAAUGGGGCAAGAGGGGGAGCCAGGUGUACUCCUCCAAGCACUGCUUUAUUGUAUUUGUUUUAUUUUUAUGCUUGAUUAUUGAAGAAUGAAAUUAAUGUUUAAGUUACUACACACACCUAGAACUGUCCAAAAAAGCAAAAAAAUCCUCCCUUUUGAAAAUGUAAAAAGAUUUAUAACUUUUUUUUUUCACUCAAGAAUGUGAAGAUGCUUUGAGCAAAUAUUAGCGAUCUCCCACCUCAGGCCCACUGAAUUGCAGACGUUUUCUGCCUGUCACCUUUAACACAAAUGACAUAUAUCUAUAAAAAAAAAAGUCCUUUUGUUGAAAUUGAUGUUUUAAAGGAGAAUAUUCCUGAACUUUGUAUCGUAUUUUGUCCUUUUAGCUUGAAGUAGUGAAUGACUUUAGGUGGCUGGAUACGUUAGGCAUCUCAUUUAUAUAUUAUUCAAAGCAUUGAUUGGAUGUUUUCAAAACAUUUAUGCAUUUUCUGUAACGACACAAGUCAUGGAGAAAAGCCCAAUUUGUCGCACGUAGUCUUGUUAAAGGGUAUAAACUAGGUUAUUGAAUGUCCAAGGUAGCGUCUGAGGCCAGGCGGCUCCCUGUCGACGUGUUGUGCUUCACACAGUAAAAACUUAAUGUUGCUUAUCCCCCCCCCCUCUCUCCGAGGAAAAAUAAAUCUCUAGGAGACGUGUGUAUGUAUAUUGUUUCCAUUUUAUUUCCACUUAGGAGGAUGUAAUUAGUGUGGUAGGUCUUUGUCUGAUUCCAUUCCAUGGAAAUUACAAGUAUGUUGUACAUACUGCCAACAAUUGUCUUGCAAGUUGAGGCCUACCUUUACUAUGAAACUAUAAAAUAAACUAUUUUAUCCUUUA